AGCGUGCGCAGUCUGGGGCGAAACGAUCGAUUGUUGCUUGGACCACGUCGUCAAAGGCGUUACAGACAGAGAGGGGUUGCACGGGGUCUGAGCUGUUGGUUGUUGUUGGGAGAGAGGAGGCGUCCGACUGGGCCCCGACUCGAGCCAUGAUCCCGACUGGUCAGGGCGAGGGCCCGCACGCCGAAUGGAUCACGCCUGCCGAGCGGUCUUCGCUGGAGCACGGCCAGCCAAUUAUGGGCGCCUUGACGUCAAGGGCCAAUCGGUAUCUUCGGCCCGCCGCUUGCCGAUGCAGAUCGAGGCGGGCAAAGAUUUGAGACGGCGAUGCAGCCUGCGCACUGCCAGUGCCCGGGCCUCCCGAGGCCUUCUCGUCCCCGCCCGGCUUCCGCCUCCUCUCCUUGCUGUGCAUGCCAGUCUGCUCUCGGAGCCACACACGGCCGUUGGGCACCCCAUGCUCCCCCAUCCUCGCUUCCCCGUCAACAGAUUUGUCUUUCGUGGCCUUGACAAGUUUCUCCGAUGGCAGGUGACAACCAGCACGCCCCUGGAGCACCGCGCACGCCUGGCGCUUCGACACUCACCUCGAAAUACACCGCACCAGACGCCCCUCGUUCCCGCUGCCCGUCUCCACUGUCGCCGCUUCUAUUACGAGCUCCAAGCUACCGCCGCCCAAAGACGCCGCCCUCCUGCCUUGAGGCCUCUAAUACUGACGCUUCGUCGUCCGAGGUUCGCGAUUCACAGCGCACGCUCGCACGGAGCAGCGACAUCCAGCGGUCCUCGCACCGGCUUCCUUCUUCGUGGGCAUCGGGCGCCGGCCGCGCAUCUUCGAUAGAUGGAGUUAGGGUUGAGUGGUGCACAAGGGAAGCAGUACUCAUCGUGAUCUCUGUUGGUACGUCCGUCCAUUACGUUCCCCACGUCUGAUCAAAUUGCACGCUGGGAUAGCGUGUCCCACUUGGCGGUUCCUUGGAGUAGACAUCUGCAAACUCUCGGAGGGUCACUGAACUUCAUGG
Rhodofomes roseus is the source of this 1004-nucleotide messenger RNA. RefSeq lists its product as uncharacterized. Lineage: Eukaryota; Fungi; Basidiomycota; Agaricomycetes; Polyporales; Fomitopsidaceae. The coding region runs from base 185 to 826 and encodes 213 amino acids. The record is from RefSeq and is a predicted model, not a curated record. The transcript is spliced from 2 exons.